AUGUUUCGUGUUCCGGCUCAUCAGCACCAAUGGGUGCUUGGUGUCGGUGGCGUGCAGCCUGUGCCACCACCUCAGACAGCCACCGCGGCACUGAUCGCCUCGCAUGUGGAACACGCCCUGCGUUUUGAUCUCCUGGUCGCUGCCGUCCGCAGCCUUUUGGUUCAGCAAGGGGCUGCCUUUGACCACAUCGUCAUCAGCCUCUCUACCGCCCUCGACACGUUCCAAGUUCACCGCUUGCUCACUCAGGCAACCACUGCAACCGCAGUCGGCACCGCCACCAUCCCGUUGGCCGUGGCCCCACCCUCCUCGGUUGGGCCAGCUCACCUGCUGCUUCAAGCCCUGCUGCAGGCAGUGCAGUCUGAUUUACCGCCCGGCCUUGUCUUGUGCGGAUUGCCCCAGCCCCAGCCCCGUCGCCAGUUUCAGCAUGUCUGCCUCGCUCUCGAAGGUUUCCUCAAACUGCGCCAAGAGUCGCUGGGCCACAUGCCUACCCAUGACGCUGUGAUCCUCUUUGAUGAUGACGACCUCGCCCACCCACAACUUCUACAAGUCUACCAAGAUUUCUACAUCCGCCAAGGCACAGGCUGCAUCUUUGCGACCACAGCCCUCACCCGCUCCGACUUGGACGCUCGCAUCUCAGCCACACAGCCAUCUUCACCACUCAAGCAGACACGGCAGCCCUGCCCAUCUACCAGCCCCCUUGUCGCCCUCCUGCCCUCGGAGGCCAUCGACCUUGUCAUUUGUCAGCGCCUCACCUCCAAUGCCAUGGAAGACCGUGAAGUGCAACGAAAUACCCGCCUCGACUUUUUGGCUCUCGCUGCCGCCUGCAGUGCCGCAGAAGAGCCCGAACUUCAGGACUACUCGGGCUCCCUCCUUGCCGCCGCAACACUAAAUCAGUUCCUCGAGGGACACUCACAUGUCGGUGCCAUUGAUCUCGACGGCCGCUUCGUCGACGGCUUCUUUCGCAUCGCCAUGCAACGUGUCGUCACCUGUGACAUUCAAUUGGUCUGGCAGCGUCGUUGGCGCCUCCCCUCUGAACUUGCCGCCUGGCAGCAAGGGGUAACCAAAGGACCACAAACGUUUGCCAGCGUGCUGGAUCACUAUGCACAGCUUGCCGCCCUCUCCUAUGAUUCCGAAGACGAGGACGAACCUGAUCUCAACUUCUCCUUUGCCAGCAAUAGCCUCACUGCAGCGGAUAGCCUUCCCCUCUCGGACAUUGCCCUUGCUACUUCCCACCUCUCCGGACUCGCCAUCAACCAACCUUUUCAGUGA
Messenger RNA from Monosiga brevicollis MX1, 1269 nucleotides. RefSeq lists its product as uncharacterized. The record is from RefSeq and is a predicted model, not a curated record. The transcript has a single exon. Lineage: Eukaryota; Choanoflagellata; Craspedida; Salpingoecidae. The coding region runs from base 1 to 1269 and encodes 422 amino acids.